Anolis carolinensis (green anole) is the source of this 4476-nucleotide messenger RNA. RefSeq names its product SURP and G-patch domain containing 2 (gene sugp2). Gene Ontology annotation, cellular component: nucleoplasm. Bases 169 to 2961 code for a protein of 930 amino acids. Gene Ontology annotation, biological process: RNA processing. Gene Ontology annotation, molecular function: RNA binding. The record is from RefSeq and is a predicted model, not a curated record. NCBI's taxonomy places the organism in Eukaryota, Metazoa, Chordata, Lepidosauria, Squamata, Anolidae. The transcript has 11 exons.
GCCACAAAGCGGUCUGAACUGCGCAUGCGUGGAGCUAGGCGGCUUGAACGAGAGAGAGAGAGAGAGAAAAGCCUUGCCUGCGCGCAUGCGCGUUGGAGACGGCUUCCUUAAUGGCGGCGUCCUUUCUGAGGCGAUUUUGAGUGCGAGUUGGCUGGUUGCAGUGCCACGAUGGCGUCUCGGCGGUUGACACGGGAGGCCUUUGAAGCCCUGGCGCAGACCAAGGCCAAGCAGUUCCACCUUGAUCAGAGCGACGCCAUUGAUGUGGCACUCCGUCAGCUCAGAGCUCAGACGCGUCCCGUCCCCCGAACGCAGUACGACGAUGACGAAGGGGAUUUCCGUGACGACGGGAAGUUCGGGACCAGUGACUGGCGAGAGGAGUUGAGAGACGACUACUCUUUACCUACGUACAGAUCUGGCAGCCAGGUUGCCGAAGAGGACGACUAUUACGACAAAAGCAGCUCCCAACAAGCGCCCCGCGGCCGGGACUACCUCCAGCAGGAAUACGGCCACUCCUCUUCCGCAGAGAGGGAUUACCGAGACCGGAACUACAGCCGCCUGGCCUCCCGCGAGCAGGACUACGGCCACGACGUCUUGGCUCGAGAGCUGUCCAAGCGCCACAACGCCAGCUACGGCUCUGCGGAGCUUUUGGGAGACUUCCGGGGUUCAUUGGGGGCUUUGGAAGAGACUGCGCGUGGAUCUAAUUACAACAUGGACUUUCGCAUUGGGAGAGAGUUCGGCCUCUCUUUGCCCGUCGGGAGGGGACGGGGAAUGCGAGGCAAGCGUGGCGCAACAGCACGCAACAACGCGGAGCUUGCCAUCCCUGCUCAAAAAUGGGGGGCUAAGAACGUGCCCCUGGCGGACGCAACAGCGGUGGUCUCCCAGCGCCCGCGGCUGUUCUUGAACCCCGUGGAGAACGAGUUCAAGCUGAAGCCGGCGGACCCCACGGAUAUCUUCUCCACCUUCGGGAUGGAGAUCAUCAAGUGGGCCGGCUUUGACGAGAUCCAGCACGACCUGGAGUACGCGGAGCACUUCCGGGCGCUCUUCACGCUGGAGACGGAGACCUGCGCCAAGAUGCUGGCCUCCUUCAAGUGCUCCCUCAAGUCGGAGCACCAGCGCUUCUGCCUCUCCAGCGUGAAGAUGCUGCAGCACCUGGCGCUCAAGGCCCCCAAGGUGGACAGCCAGUUCCUCAGCCUCCUCAUGGAGAAGAAGGUCAUGGCUAAGAAGAACGACUUCUUCGAGGUCAUCGGCCCCUUCGACCGCUACGUCAUGCGGCUCCAGCACUACAUGCUGAAAAGCGCCACGCCGCUCCUCAUGGCCUGCAACGGCUACGAGCUCAGCAUGAAGAGCAGCGGCGUCAACAAGCCGGCCCAGGUCCCCGUGGCUUUCGAGACCACCGUCUCCCUCUGCCGCAAGGCCCUGGCCCUCCUCGGACAGACCUUUGCUCUGGCCACGGCCUUCCGGCAGGAGAAGAUCCUCGAAGCCCUCAGCAUUCAAGAGGCGGCACCGCCCGCCACCUCCUUCCCUAAUUUCGACACCUCCGCCUUGUUUGGGAAGGAGUACAUCGAGCACCUGAAGGGCUGGCUGGAGAAGAGCGGCUGCCAGAUGCGCCUGAAGCUGCCUCCCGCUGACACACCGCCGGAAAGCGCAAGGAACGCCUCGGAAGCCCGGCCCAAGAUUAAAAUCCCUCAGCGGGCCGACCGGAAAGUCAUCUCCACAGUCGAAAAACUUGUCGACGACAUAGUCUCCGGUUUGCUGUCGGAAAAAGAGAAAGCUGAGCUCAGCGACAAUCCUGACUAUUGGUUCUUGCAGGAGGAGGAGAGCUUGGAGCACAAGUAUUACAAGUUGAAGCUGUCCGAAGCAGAGCGUCUGGCGGCCAAGUCGGGCUCGCGGAAGGAGGAGGAGGAGGAGGAAGAGAAAGUGGCCGCCGCGAAGAGGCGGGAGGAGGAGGCCCUGCGGCGGGUGCUGUGCGCCAAGAAGAUCGCCGGCCUGAAGAAGAAGCUCUCCCGGGGCCGGCGGCCAGGGAUCCUCCAAAGGGCCGCCCGGGCCCGGAGAGCCAGGAGGGCCCACGUGGAGACGCAGACGCUGCUCUCGGCCGGGAUGAUGCUCAAGCCGCAGGCGGAGGAGGAGGAGGCCCAGGGACCGUCCCACACAGCCGGCAGCUCCGUCUCCACGGCCAGCGAGGCUCCCUUGGACCCCCAAGACGCAGCCUUGGAAUCCCAGUUUUCGGAUGUGGACCCCAAAACCAUGGUCACGGCUCGGAAGCUGGCCACGUUUGUCGCCGAAGUGGGGCCCGAGAUCGAGCAGUUCAGCAUCGAAAACAGUGCGGACAACCCGGAUCUCUGGUUUCUGCAGGACCCCGAGAGCUCGGCCUUCAAGUUCUACCGGACGAAGGUCCGCCAGCUCCGCCCCUCCAUCCGCUUCGGGGCCGAGGAAGAGGCGGAGGGAAGGGAAGGCGGGGAGGAGCCGGACAAAGCGGAGGAGGAGGAGGAAGGGCCGUCCACAGGAGGGGGGUCCGCGGAGCCCCCCACGGCCUCCCCCGCCAAGGGGACCCCCUUCGGCCGCAAGCGCAUGAGCAGCAAGACCUUGAAGGUGGGCCUCAUCCCGGCCUCCAAGAGGGUCUGCCUCAUCGACGAGCCCAAAGUUCAUGAUCCUGUUCGCAUCGCUUACGACCGGCCGCAUCGCUAUCAAGCCGACCGGAGCAAGAAGCCAAAGUCCAAGGACUUGGAGUUCCACCACAAGCGGCUGAACCAGAAGAACAUCGGCUUCCAGAUGCUCCAGAAGAUGGGCUGGAAGGAAGGCCUGGGCCUCGGGGCCGAAAGCAGGGGCAUCACGGAGCCCGUCAAAGUGGGCUCCACCUCAACCGGGCAGGGCCUGGGCGUCGGCGGGAAGAAAGAAGACACCUUUUCCUCCUUCCGCCAGAGAAUGAUCCAGAUGUAUUACAUGAAAAGAGCCGGGAAGUAGAAUCCUUUUCACGUGGAUUUAUAAUACUACCCUUCAGAGGAAAAUGCAGAAUUUCCCAUCCGGCUUCGACGUCGCAUCCUUUUCGGCAUCACGAAGAAGUAAUGGCCGGUUGGAACCAAAAAUACAUAUUUUGUUUUGUCGACAUCUUGAAAUGAGCCUUUCUUUGGUUUUCGGAUUCUCGCAAUCUCGCAAAGAUGUCCUCGUCGGGAAAAAACAAAUCUGGAUUUGAAUUGUCAGCCCUAGUUUUUGAGAUUACGGAAUUAUAUCUACUCGUCGACAUCUUGAAACGAGUUCUUUGUUUUUCGGAUUCUCGCAAUCUUGCAAAAAUAUCUUCAUCGGGAAAAAAAAUAUUUUGGAUUUUGCUCGGAAUCUUUUCCAAAUACCGACACCACUCUCAAUGGCUCGAUGGUAAAAAAUGACAAUAUUUUUCCUCUAUCGGAUCUUGUUUUUGAGAUUACGGAAUAUAUUUCUACUCAUCGCCAUCUUGAAACGAGUUCUUCUUUGUUUUUUGGAUUCUUGUAAUCUUGUGAAAAUAUCCUCGUCGGGAAAAAAAUAAUUUGGAAUUUUGCUCAGAAUCUCUUCCAAAUACCGACACCACUCUCAAUGGCAAAAAAUGACACAAUUUUUCCUCGUAUCGGAUCUUGUUUUUGAGAUUACGGAAUAUAUAUCUACUCAUCGCCAUCUUGAAAUGAGUUCUUCGUUUUCCGGAUUCUCGUAAUCCCGCAAAGAUAUUCUCGUCGGGAAAAAAAAUAAUUUGGAUUUUGCUCGGAAUCUCUUCCAAACGCCGACACCACUCUCGAUGGCAAAAAAUGACACAAUUUUUACUCGUAUCGGAUCUUGUUUUUGAGAUUACGGAAUUUAUAUCUACUCAUCGCCAUCUUGAAACGAGUUCUUCUUUGUUUUUCGGAUUCUCGCAAUCCCGCGAAGAUGUCCUCGUCGGGGAAAAAACGAAUCUCGAUUUCGCUCGGAAGCUCUUCCGAAUCCCGACUUGCGAGCACAAUUUCGAGACGUUAUGGUCCAAAGUUCCUAAAAUAAACGAUAACCCAGGAUACUUUAAGGAUGACAUUUCACAAUUUGUGACUUCCAAAUUUGUUGGGAGACCGGAGUUUUUGAGAAAGGCUCGGCUUUUUCUCCUGGUUUCCAAGCGGCCGAGCGCGGAUACGGAAGCUUCGCAGAGUUUCGCGGAUGCGGAAGUUUCACGAAUCGAAGACAACGAAUCGGAUACGACCGGAAUCCCCUUGCAGACAAUUCUGCGGUGACGUGGUUAUACUUUCCUAGCACUGUUUACCUUUUUUGUUGGGAACGUUUUCUAUAUGUAUAUUUCCCCUUCGUAGUGCUUCUCGGUGGGAGGUUGUUUGGUUCUGCUCCCGUUCCUUGUGGCGUUCGAUGAUCGUAUUGUUUGUUGGCGGAGGGACCGUCCCGCCCGAGGUUGACGUUGCUUCUCAAGGUGUUUCGACGGCAUGUAACCCUUUUAUUUUUCAAAAAAAAUGUCCAAUAAACGAGGGGGAAAAGGGA